Messenger RNA from Penicillium soppii, 1065 nucleotides. RefSeq names its product zinc-dependent alcohol dehydrogenase. The transcript has 3 exons. The record is from RefSeq and is a predicted model, not a curated record. Gene Ontology annotation, molecular function: zinc ion binding; oxidoreductase activity. The coding region runs from base 1 to 1065 and encodes 354 amino acids. Lineage: Eukaryota; Fungi; Ascomycota; Eurotiomycetes; Eurotiales; Aspergillaceae.
AUGUCCCCACCCCAAAUCCCAGACACGCAGUGGGCGCAGGUAAUUGAAAAGAAAGGCGGACCACCUGUGUACAAACAAAUCCCCGUCCCCAAGCCUGGCCCAGACGAAGUCCUCAUCAAAAUCAAAUACACCGGCGUAUGCCACACUGACUUGCACGCCCUGAACGGCGACUGGCCACUCCCAUUAAAGCCCUAUCCACUUGUGGGCGGGCACGAAGGCGCCGGCAUCGUUGUCGCCAAAGGUGAGCUGGCGCAGGGCAUCGAGAUCGGCGACCAUGCCGGCAUCAAAUGGCUGAAUGGAUCGUGUCUCGCUUGCGAGUUCUGCAAGACUUCCGAUGAGCCGCUCUGCCCCGACGCCCAGCUGUCCGGAUACACCGUCGACGGCACCUUCCAGCAGUAUGCUGUUGGCAAGGCUGCUCAUGUAUCCAACUUGCCCAAGGAUGUCCCGCUUGAUGGUGUUGCGCCUAUCCUGUGUGCUGGUAUUACGGUUUACAAGGGUCUCAAGGAGUCUGGUGCGCGUCCUGGCCAGACUGUUGCUAUAGUUGGUGCUGGUGGUGGUCUUGGAUCGCUUGCGCAGCAGUAUGCUAAGGCCAUGGGACUGCGGGUCAUUGCUAUUGACGGCGGCGAAGAAAAGCGGGCUAUGUGCGAGAAGCUCGGCGCUGAGGCCUACGUCGACUUCACCCAGACGAAGGACCUUGUUGCGGAUGUGAAGGCUGCUACGCCUGGGGGCCUGGGCGCCCACGCUGUUCUUCUGCUCGCUGUUUCAGAAAAGCCAUUCCAGCAGGCUGUUGAAUAUGCCCGCUCUCGCGGCACCAUUGUUGCCAUCGGAUUGCCCGCCGGUGCAUCCCUCAAGGCCCCUGUUUUCGACACCGUCGUCAAGAUGAUCAACAUCAAGGGCAGUUACGUCGGUAACCGCCAGGAUGGCGUUGAGGCCGUUGACUUUUAUGCUCGUGGAUUGAUCAAAGCGCCUUUCAAGACUGUUCCUCUCAAAGAGCUGCCAGAGGUUUUCAAGCUUAUGGAACAAGGCAAGAUUGCUGGCCGCUACGUCCUCGAAAUGCCGGAGUAG